Messenger RNA from Sclerotinia trifoliorum, 2203 nucleotides. Lineage: Eukaryota; Fungi; Ascomycota; Leotiomycetes; Helotiales; Sclerotiniaceae. The record is from the annotation of a GenBank genome assembly.
GCUCACCUGCUCAAUAUUUUGAACUCAAAAGCUAUCAGAUGCAUAUACCGGAGUAUUUGUUCCUCCUAUACACAGUAUUUGAUUGAAGAUAUAACCAAUUACCUUUCCUUGACCGUUCAUUUCAAUGUGAGUGAUAGACGUAUUCAUUUUUGAUAUAAUGCUUCUUUGGGUAUCUUUUUUAACUGGUUUGCUUUGUUUGGGGAUUUGUGAUGCUGGGUCGGUGCUUCUUAUUCAGAAUCUGGAUCCUGAUGGCAAUUGUUGUGAUUCGGCAAGUCAUUCUGAUUUAAGUCCUAGUUUACUGAUUAUACAUCACUCAAACAUGCUCUAAUCGUUUGACAGUGAGUGUGUCUUCUAUAUUCCCUCAAUACUGUCUCUUGCCGAAAUCUAUCACACUCCGGAGAAGAAGCUCAUCCUAUGUGCUUGUGGCAUGCUGCUAAUCUCAGUAUCAAAAGGCUAGGACAAUGUGACUUCAAGUCUGCAAAUUGUACGAAAACUUCCGUCGCGAAUCACUUCUCGAAUGGUCUUGAUGUACCGCAAUGUGGUAGAAAUGCUCCUCAAGGAAGUCAAAUAUGUCCUUUGAAUACUUGCUGUAGCGGUAACGGAUACUGCGGGGUACGUAUUCCUGGAUCCUAUGAUCUGCACACCAAACUGUGCUGCAACAUUAAAGAUUCCCUCAUCAUACACUAGCUAACCAGCAAUCCAAAGACUACAUCCGCCUAUUGCAUCAACGCCGACCCCGUCAACGGCAAUGUGCCAUGCCAAACAGGCUAUGGCGCCUGCGGCGUAAUAAACUACCCCAACUGCGGAACCGGCAGCACGACCGCCACCAACGGCCGCAAAGUAGCCUACUGGCAAAUCAACAGCGCGACUCGUUCCUGCAAUGCUCUCCCCAUCCCUCUAAUCAACACGCAGGGAAUCACCCAUCUAAUCUUCGCCUUCAUGUCCAUCUCCCCCAACACAUUCCACGUGGUUCCUUUCGAUACCACAGCCGUGCCUCUCAUGCAUCCAUUUACCGCGUUGGCUUCUACUACUCUGGCGACUUAUAUGGCGAUUGGUGGGGGAGGAUCGAGUGUUUUGCCUCCGAUUUGGAGUCAGAUGGUGCAGAGUCCGGGGAAUAGAGCUGCAUUUAUAGGGAGUGUAGAGGGGUGGCUUAGUACGUUUGAAUUUCAGGGCGUGGAUUUAGAUUGGGAGUUUCCGGGUAGUUUGAAUGAUCGGGAUGGGUUUGUCGCGUUGGUUAGAGAAAUGAGGGAGAGUUUUAAUGCGAAUUAUCCGGCGAAGAAUUGGGGGAUUAGUGUAGUUUUGUUCGUUCUUCUCCUCUUCUCUUCUCUUCCUCAUCUAUCUUUUCCAUUUCCUCAUUUCCCCAUUUCUUUUUUUUUUCUUUUUUCGAGAAUACAUACCGGUAAACUUUUAGAAUAAACCAAACUAACAAAACCCAAACACAACCCCCAGACCCCCCGACUUCUCCACCCUCCAAUUCUUCGACCCCAUAAACCUAGAACCCUACACCACCUUCUUCAACUUCAUGUCCUACGACCUCCACGGACCAUGGGAAUCCACCAACCCCUCUCUAGGCGCCUAUAUCCGUCCACAAACCUCCCUGCUAGACAUCAACAGCGCGCUUUCCCCCCUCUGGUUCGCCGGCGUCGACCCCUCGAAAAUAAACCUCGGACUCGCGGCCUACGGUCGCGGCUACACGCUCGCGAAUCCCGCGUGUUGCGAUCAAGGCUGUGCGUAUACGGGCCCUAGUAUUCCCGGGCCGUGUACGACUCAAGAGGGUAUUUUGAGUAUGCGUGAGAUUCAGGUGUUGGUUUUGAGGGAGGCGUUGGGGGUUUCGUGGGUGGGUGGUUCGGCGGCGGGGUCGGGGCAGGAGGGGAAGAGGCGGUUAAACAGAUUGUUUUGGUGGGGAGGCAGUGGAUGGGGUAUGAUGAUCUUGAGACGUGGGGGUUGAAGAGGAGGUUUGCGGAUGGGCUUUGUAUGGGGGGGACUGUGGUUUGGAGUUUGGAUUUGCAGGGGGUGGGGACGUAAGUUUUCUUUCUUUCGGUUUCGGUUUUGGUUCUUUUUUUUAUUUUUAUUUAUAUUUUUUUGUGUUUAUUCUUCUUCUUCUUCCGCUUUUGCUCUUGAUUUUAUGUGAUAGUUCUGUUUUUGAGAGAAUCACCACUAAUAAAUAAUCAAACCUAGAGGCGAUGGGAAUUUCGGGCCUGGG